UGCCGUGCCUCGUCUUUCACGGAGGAGAUCCCGAAAGCCGGAGUAACAGCGAAACCCCCCAUACAGCCAUGGCAGAAAACGCCGGCUUGGAAAACCACCGCAUCAAGAGCUUUAAAAAUAAAGGGCGUGAUGUCGAGACUAUGAGAAGACAUCGAAAUGAGGUGACAGUUGAAUUGAGAAAGAACAAACGAGACGAACAUUUACUGAAGAAGAGAAAUGUCCCGCUGGAGGAGAGUCUGGAGGACUCUGACGUCGACUCAGACUUCAAAGGACAAAAUGUCACGCUUGAUGCCAUCUUACAGAAUGCUACCAGUGAUAAUGCAGUUAUACAGCUCAGUGCUGUACAGGCAGCCAGAAAACUGCUCUCGAGUGACAGAAACCCUCCCAUUGAUGACUUGAUAAAGUCUGGGAUCCUGCCCAUUUUAGUCAAAUGCCUGGAAAGGGACGACAAUCCCUCUCUUCAGUUUGAGGCAGCUUGGGCUCUGACCAACAUUGCCUCUGGGACGUCAGCACAGACUCAGGCUGUGGUUAAAUCCAAUGCAGUGCCCUUGUUCCUGCGACUGCUACACUCUCCUCACCAGAACGUAUGUGAACAGGCUGUAUGGGCUUUAGGAAACAUUAUAGGUGAUGGUCCACAGUGCAGGGAUUACGUCAUCGCCCUGGGCGUGGUCAAGCCCCUGCUCUCUUUCAUCAACCCAUCAAUCCCCAUCACCUUCCUCCGCAACGUUACCUGGGUCAUCGUUAACCUCUGCCGCAACAAGGAUCCACCACCACCCAUGGAGACUGUGCAAGAGAUUUUGCCAGCCCUCUGUGUGCUAAUAUAUCACACUGAUAUAAAUAUCCUAGUAGACACGGUGUGGGCUCUGUCAUACCUGACGGACGGAGGCAACGAGCAGAUCCAGAUGGUCAUCGAUUCUGGAGUUGUUCCAUUUCUUGUGCCUCUCCUCAGCCAUCAGGAGGUGAAAGUUCAGACGGCAGCUCUGAGGGCAGUGGGAAACAUUGUGACAGGGACGGACGAGCAGACACAGGUGGUUCUCAACUGCGAUGUCCUCUCACACUUCCCCAACCUGCUCACACACCCUAAAGAGAAGAUCAACAAGGAAGCAGUCUGGUUCCUGUCCAACAUAACAGCUGGGAACCAACAGCAGGUCCAAGCUGUGAUCGACGCUGGGUUGAUUCCUAUGAUCAUUCACCAACUGGCUAAGGGUGAUUUUGGCACUCAGAAGGAGGCAGCAUGGGCCAUCAGCAACCUCACCAUCAGUGGAAGGAAAGACCAGGUGGAGUUCUUGGUGGAGCAGAACGUCAUCCCUCCGUUCUGUAACCUGCUGUCGGUGAAGGACUCCCAGGUCGUGCAGGUUGUCCUGGACGGCCUCAAGAAUAUCCUCAUCAUGGCGGGAGACGAAGCCAGCACUAUUGCCGAGAUCAUAGAGGAGUGUGGAGGUUUGGAGAAGAUAGAAAACUUGCAGCAGCAUGAGAAUGAGGACAUCUACAAACUAGCCUUUGAGAUUAUUGAUCAGUACUUUUCAGGAGAUGAUAUCGAUGAAGAUCCGAGCUUGAUCCCUGAAACCACUCAAGGAGGAACCUUCAACUUUGAUCCAGCUUCCAACAUGCAAACGAAGGAGUUCAAUUUCUAAAAAUCCGGGAUGUUUGGUUCAACCAGUUGCACGGGUACUCUGUAAUCACCCCAGACAUUCAUCCAUCUCUCCUCCAAUCUGGCAACCUGGUACCGAAGGAUUUACUUAGCAUCACUUCAACAUGGAAACUCACCACUGAAGGGUUCACCCACCCCCACCUCUGCACUGCGGGGUGUUUUGGUUUUUUUGUUGUUUUUUUGUUUUUUUUUUUCCUUUUUAAAAACGGUCAUCCUUCACCGAACACUGCAACCCUUCAUAGGAGUCCUGGUUAUUCGACAGGCACCAUCACCAUCUGGCAACUCGCAUCAGGAGGAUUGUCAGCAUUCUCUGCCAGUGCUUCUAAAUAUCACUCAAAAAUAAAACCAGAAGGAAGAAAAAGCCUUCGUGGCAAGAUUUAAUUGCCAAAUGUCAAGUCUUCACAAAGACAAGAAAAGAAAAAAAAAACAACAACACACAAGCACAUUUUCCGACACAAACGCGUGCACAUCCGAAACACACACAUAUAUACACACUUUUUGACACUUAGAAUUUGUGUGCAUACUUCUGUUAGAAGCCGUCAUAUCACUUACGGGGAAGAAAUACUGCUGUUUGUUUGUGGUUUUAUUUUUGUGCUUUCCCUCCCCCGGAUUGUCCUCUGGUGUUAUCUCACCCACGCACACUGACAUACAAGUACACACAUCGACACACUUAGUCACACUGAUUUCCUGAUGACCGGGCCCACCAAUAACUCCUCUCUCACCCAGUUUAAAGAGUUAAUCCCAGAGCUAAGCCAUGAUUAACCACGGACCCCCACUGCCCUCCCAGGAGAGUCCUUGGGCAGGUGGAGGGGGUGAAAGGGCUCCAAGGCAAAAAGAGGACUCCGUGGCAAACUGACUGACGGGACUUCUGACUCAAUGACGUCACUUUUUUUAACGUGACCUCUGUUGAAUUAUCAAACUUAAUGUUUGUUUAAAAAAAAAAACAGAAAAAAAUCAUCAUCAAAAAUGUGAAGAAAAUGCCAUAAUUUUUUUUUUCUUUUUUCCAAUACAUACAACUGUAAGACCUGCUAACUGCCUGCUUCUGAUUCAGCAGAGCGACAACAAUUCUUUUUGUUUGUUUUAAUGGAUGUGAAAACCUGUCACGGGAGGAAUCGCCUCACGAGGCGAAGACACAAGAGACUUAAGAGAAGAGGAACACGUCAGCUGUAGCGUCUGUCCCCCCACAGGAACAUCCAUUUCUGCAGCGUGAGCUCGGUCACGUCCCGUGAUCCGGUGAACUGUUUGCUCGGGACUCCCCUGUAAUGUGAAACUCAGAAAAAGCCGGGGGGGCGGGGGUUAACAACAAAAAAAAACAAAACAAAAAAAAAAAACCUAAAAUCGUUCUGAAUUGCUUAUCUGACCUUAAGGUUAUUUAAACUUUUUUUUUUUUUUUUUUGGAAUUGUCUCUUCAAACAAAUAUUAGUUUCAUGUUUCAGCUUCUUCUGGUUGAGUCUGUGGAGCUUCCUUACGUCUAUUUUUACUUUUUUUUUUCUUUUCUUCAGUCUUAUGCACAUGUCAGAGAGGCAUAAUGAUGUCUGCCUGCAGAAAGGGACCUAUACUCGUUGAAGACUAGACUUAUAUGAGGAGUACAGGUCCUGAUCUUUACAAUACUUAACUACUUUCAAUGAAGAGGUCACAUGUCAUCACUCAAUUUGAAUAAUUGUACAAAAAAAACCCAACGUGAUGUGUAUCUCUCCUUGCCGUCUAAUGAAUAUAUGAAUAUAUUUACAUAAAGCCUGUACAAAGCUGCUGCAGCUGACAGUCAUUGGAUGGACGAUAACUGUCAAAGAUGGCUGGGGAGGGUUUCUUUUUUUUUUUUUUUUUUGUUGAAGCAAUAUUUUCUUUGUUUUAUUGUUUUUAUUUUUGACUUGCAUAUGUAUUGUGAUGACAUGCUGAUAAAUUGGAACAGGCUGUUUUUCUCUCUUUUUUUUUUUUUGUUGUUUUUUUUUCCUCUACGUAGUGGUGACGGGGCUGUUUUAAAAUGUACCGUCCCGUGUCCCAGUUGGUGUGUGGGUUCGGGUUUAAAGUGUCAAACUUUAUUCCCGACCCUAGCCCUGGUCUCGAAGACUUUAUGAUCCCCCUGGUUGGCUGCUAACUACUUAGAAGGGGGUAAGAGCGGGGGCAGGGUCACACUGGGGUUUUAAAUAUUGGGUGGGGUUGUUACGAGCAGCCCAGGCUUGUUUUUGGGACUAGCUGUUUAUUACUGAACAAAACUAUAGAGAGGGUGUACAGUCAUGAACUAGCAGACUAGACCGAGCCACUUUAAAGAUUUACAAUUUCGUUGCCUUGUAUCCGAAUUGGAUACAAGCUUAUGUUUGUUGCAAGAUUUUUACUUGCUAAUGAAAAGUUGUUUUAAAUAAAAUAAUAGGAGAAAAGCAACAGACAGCGUUUUGGCCUCUGAUUGUUUAUAUCUUUUUAUAAAUUUUAGAUUGAAUUCUUCUCUUUAAGGUGGCUCAUUGAUGCUUUCAACUCUUGUGCAUAUUAAAGACAAGAAUGAGUUGAAAAUCAUUGUGCCUUUUGUUUUUCAUUUCAACUAAAACUUUAGGUUUUAUUGAAUAGAAAAGACUCAGAGCGACUGGAGAAUCUUUAAACGGGAGACGUGGCGACGGUAAUGUGUCGGUCUCCCUGUUGUUGGAGUUUGCCAUGGGAAUGGUCAAUGCUGCUCUCUGCUGUUGAGAGUAACUGCUCCCCUCCAAUCUUAUUCACUGAACAUUGUAACACAGCAUUUCUACCACUCAUUACUCUUCCCCCCCUUCCCCUCCCUGAACACCACAAACCAUCAUUGCCAUAUUUCAGUCAGGGGAUUCUCACAUCUCCUCUCAUCUCGCCCUCAGGACAUGAUCUGUGUUUCUGAUCCUAACCAAAAUAAACUUGCUGUUUAGCCGUUGGA
Stegastes partitus (bicolor damselfish) is the source of this 4541-nucleotide messenger RNA. It is a transcript of the gene kpna3, whose product is annotated as karyopherin alpha 3 (importin alpha 4). The transcript has 17 exons. Gene Ontology annotation, cellular component: cytoplasm. The coding region runs from base 69 to 1634 and encodes 521 amino acids. NCBI's taxonomy places the organism in Eukaryota, Metazoa, Chordata, Actinopteri, Pomacentridae. Gene Ontology annotation, molecular function: protein binding; nuclear import signal receptor activity. Gene Ontology annotation, biological process: protein import into nucleus. The record is from RefSeq and is a predicted model, not a curated record.